Molecule: messenger RNA, 1482 nt
Organism: Saccharomycopsis crataegensis
Lineage: Eukaryota; Fungi; Ascomycota; Saccharomycetes; Ascoideales; Saccharomycopsidaceae
Gene: NAB2
Product: mRNA-binding protein NAB2
Exons: 1
Coding region: 1-1482 (493 amino acids)
Biological process (GO): regulation of mRNA stability
Cellular component (GO): cytoplasm; nucleus
Molecular function (GO): poly(A) binding; zinc ion binding
Source: RefSeq, a predicted model, not a curated record
AUGUCUGAAGUACAACUUGACAGCAAUCCAGAGCUUGCAAAAAAGUUCUACAACAGAACCUUGGAAAAGUUGGUGGAAAUCAAUGUUCCAGAAGAAACCAGAGGCGAUAUCGCUGAAUUCAUCGUGAUGUUGGUUUCCAACAACAAAAGCCCACAAGAAAUUAUAGAAGAAUUAUCUGCUAUUUCCGGAGACUCUAUUAGCGUGGAAUUCAUCUCAACAUUGUUUCAAGAUUUAGAAGCUUUGAAGAAUGCAGGCUUACAACAGCAGCUGGCGGAGCUUCAACAGCAGCAGCAGCAGCAGCAACAACAACAACAACAACAAUUUACAGUAGGUGCCGCCCCAUCGCCAUUUACUGGAGUCAGUCAGUUCGCUAGUGUGGAUUAUAAUGCUGGCGGCCCAUUUGCUAAUGCUGCCCCAAUGAGAUACAAUAACAAUAAUGAUCCUAAUGGGGGAUUUAGACAAAGAAAUCAGAGAUUUGGUCUUAAUAAUAACAAUAAUGGCGGGGGUAUACGCAAGCAUCAAAAUAAUGCUGUCAGAAAGAACUUUGGGGGAAAUGCAGGCAAUGCUCUUCAAUUACAAAAAGCCUUGGCUGAUUUGCUUAGUGGCAAGGAUCCGACCAAAAAGAAGGUGCGUUGCAAAAACUUUCCACACUGUACCUUCAAAGAUUGUAAAUAUGCUCAUCCAACCAGAAUGUGCUUUCAAUUUCCAAACUGUCCUAAUACAGGGGGCACCUGUACGUUCUUGCAUCCAGGUGAGGAUGAUGCCUUGAUGGCCGAAUUCGAAAAAGUUAAGGCUGAAGCUGAACAAAGAAGAAUUGAAAACAAUCAAAAGAUUGAACAACAAAACGGGAUUGGUCUUUGUCAUAAGGGUGCCAACUGUGUGAACCCAAGUUGUAAAUAUGGACAUCCAACCAGAGCCAAUGAAAGUAACGAAGUCAACGUGUUUGAAUGGUGUGCUAAUGGAAUUAAUUGCGCUGAUGCAGGUUGUCAUAAGGCCCAUCCAUCAUACAAGACUAAAGAAGAAGUCUAUGGUCCACAAACCCACUAUAAUAAUAGAAAGUCAAACAACCUUGCCAAAUUAGCUUCAUUGAUUUCUAAUCCUGCUGCCGUGCAACAGACCCAGGAAAAGUCUUUGGAACAGUGUAAAUUUGGCUCAAGAUGUAUGAAUCCAAGAUGUAAAUUCAGGCAUGCUAGUACUUCAGUGAUGUGUCGUGAUGGUGCUAAUUGUACUAGAAUUGAUUGUUACUUCUCCCAUCCAUUGAGCCAGGACUGCAAAUAUUCUAUCAACUGCAAAAACAAGUACUGUCUUUUCAAGCACCCUCCAGAGAGAGAUGAAAUGAUCAAUAAACCUUUGGUGUGGACUGCUGAUGGUAGCAAUGAUGAUACUAAGAUGAAUACCACCAAUGAAAGACAAUUUGCUGUCGCAGAAGGUGAAGUUUUGGAAAAAGCACCAGUGCAAGAAGACUCUUCCAUGGCCACUUAA